CUCUCCAGGGCUGCGGCAGGGGGCGGCUCGGCUGGAGGGGGAGGCCGUAUCCCGGCCCCACUGGAGCAAGGCGUGGUGUCCGCCUUCAAGCAACUCUACAAGCGGGAACUGCUGCGGUUGGCAGUGUCUUGCGUGGCCAGUGGGGGAGGAGGCCCAGCCGCAGGGCCCUGCCCGGCUGGGAAUGGCCCCUUGGACUUUGUGCGCUCCUUCCUGCUCAAGGACAUGCUGUACCUGGCUGGCCUCUCCUGGGACCUCAUCCCUGCUGGCUCCAUCGAGAAGUGCUGGCUGCUGGGGCUGCGCGCUGCCUUCGAGCCCCAGCCCGGGGAGGAGGAGCAGGGAGAGCCGCUGGGCGAGGAUGGAGGUGGUGGGGACAGCAAGGUCUUCAGCGACCUCACCCACCUGGCUGCUCUGGCUUACAAGCAUCUGGCACCCGAGGAAGUGGCUGAUUGGCUACACCUGGACGAUGUGGCGCCAGGCACGGAGGGGGAAGAUGGGGAAGGGGACGGUGGGGAUGAGGAACCUGGAGGCUGCGUGGGGGAGGAGGAGGAGGAGGCAGCAGGGGUGGGAGCAGGGGGAAGAGGCAGUGGAGUGGAGGAAGGAGGGGAUCCCCCACUGCCCACGGCUCAGGAAGCCAUCAGGGGCUUAGAGACAGCUCUGCGCUGGCUGGAGAGCCAGGACCCCCGGGAGGUGGGGCCACUCAAGUUGGUGCAGCUCCGCUCCCUCAUCAGUAUGGCCCAGCGGCUGCACCGAGGGGGUAGCUCAGAUUCCUAGAGGGAGCAAGGGGACAGGAGCUGGUCAGCCACCUGCUGCUGCACCUUUGAGGGUGUAGCCCCUAAACCCAACUCUACAAUGGGGGCCAGUCCUCCUACCCAUCAAUGCUUAAGGAUGGGGUCUCCUACCUUGUGGGGCUGGGAACUCCUGCCUGCUGUACGGUCACUGCAGGGUAACCCUGCCUCCUGGGGCUAAUAAGGGGGACCAACGGCCCACAAAGUGCCAUCACUUGAGGGCUAUUCCUCACUUUAAAUGUCAUUGGGAGGUGCUAGUCCCUGCUCCAUGGAUGGAGGCGGAUAAUCCCUUGCAACAUCACUGGAGGGUUAAUCCUGACCCCCGACCUCAGCACAUCCCCCAAGCUUGUGGGGCAGAGGCAGGGGGCCCUAUCCCUGCAUUCAGUGUCACUGAGAGGCCUGGGGCAUGGGCUUACCCACAUCCUCCUGGGAUUGAGGGAACAUCCCUGAGAAGGGCUUAGGUGGGGGACACAGAAAGCACACUGCCCCCCAGCUUGAUUGGAGGAGGGGAUUCUGGGACCAGCAAUGGCGGCACUGUGAGAUGGUCAGCAGUACCAGUGCUGCUGGGCGGGGAAGGCGGUUGAGCCUGGUUACUCACCACCGAAAGAGGCUCUUUCUUCUCAAGCUGUAAAGAGGGGGGAAAAAAGUGCUGGCAGGGAAGGAAGUGAAACAGGUAACCUGGCUGCAGCCUCACGGAGGUGAAUCCCGGUAGCAGCUGGAUCUAAACCCAUCACUGGACUGUAACUGCUACCCGGACGUAAACUGCAGCAGCCACUGGCUUGGGUGUCUUUGUUCACACUCUGGAGGGGGCUGGUUGCUUUUAUCCUUCCCAUCUGCUAACUGGCUGCUUCUUAUACUAGGAUGGGUUUAAAUCAGCGGUGGGUUUCACAUGCACUGGAUUGGAACUGGUACGCUCUGGGCUGGGGGUAUUCUUGAUAAGCUGCAGGCCACCCUAAGAGUUGGUGAGCUAAUGUCCACUCCAUGGUGACUUGAUGUGCAUGAGGGCUGCUCUAGCUCUUAAACCAUGGAUACUUAAGACUUCCAAAAAAAACCCCACUUUAUUUUCCAGUCUUAUAGCAAAACAGUUAAGCUCGGUGGCCAGGAAGAGACUAAAACUCCCUUCAGCAGUGGGAUAUUCUGCAAGCAGAUUGCUGGUUUUGCCUCUUGGAGGCUGCCCGUAACAUGACCUGCAGCUGGGGUGAGGCAGAAAUUGGUGUGGUCCACAACAUUUCUAUUAAAAAAUACAGGUAUGAGAUUCCAAUUGGAAUCUUUCUUUGCCUGAUUUUUUUUAAUUACUUUUAGUCUGCUAUUUAGCAACAAAAAAAAUAGUUGAACAGUUCUGCAUUGUGGGGAUGGAUACAUAGCCAUCUUUUCCAUCUCGUAACUUCAGAGUCUAUGAAGAGCUAAUCGAUUUCUAUUCCACUUUGGGGGCUUUUGGUAAAUCGUUCCUUUAGCCGGAUGUAUAGUGAAGCAAAAUAGAUUUUAAUGUGACUUUUCUUCAAAAUGAUGUGGCAAGUAAGCUUUUGAUUUAACCCUUGAAAUUGCAUUCACUGUUCAACUGUAUGUGAUCCUAAAUUUGUUUCAGUAGGCAAAGUCAUCUAGUUAUCUGUAAAAACACUGGCUGCUCUGAAAAAGAAUCUCUUGAAUUGUGGUUCAGCUCUUGCUUCUGAGCCCAUGAACUAAUACUGAGAGUUGUUUACAAAAUAAAAUCUCAUAUCUUGAGAUGAAGAAGAGUGAAUAAAUUAAUACAGUUGCCUUAUAAA
This is a messenger RNA of Pelodiscus sinensis (Chinese soft-shelled turtle), 2548 nucleotides long. RefSeq names its product tigger transposable element derived 5 (gene TIGD5). The record is from RefSeq and is a predicted model, not a curated record. Lineage: Eukaryota; Metazoa; Chordata; Testudines; Trionychidae. Gene Ontology annotation, molecular function: DNA binding. Gene Ontology annotation, cellular component: nucleus.